Eutrema salsugineum is the source of this 2101-nucleotide messenger RNA. Its product is annotated as protein TRM32. The record is from RefSeq and is a predicted model, not a curated record. The coding region runs from base 340 to 2019 and encodes 559 amino acids. The transcript is spliced from 4 exons. Lineage: Eukaryota; Viridiplantae; Streptophyta; Magnoliopsida; Brassicales; Brassicaceae.
AAGUAGAACCACAUAGCAGAACGAAAAGUCUCACUUUCUUGUUCAACGUCUUCCUCGUUUUCCAUCUUCUUCUUCCAGACACCUUCCGUUGCAUCAUUCAAGCCCUCUUCGGUUUUGUUGUUGUUCCUUAUGUUCUUCGGUUUUUAAAUACUCAACCAAUAACACCUGGAUUUAAUAGGCUAUUUAUUGUGUCGCUGAAUCGCUUACUUCUUCUUGAUCAGACAAGCUACAUAGCCUGGUCUGUCUAAUUUUGUGUUUGUUUAGUACGUCCGUGUUGUUGACCUCCUUCUUCACACGUAAUCCAAUAUAUAUAUUUUUCUGCCGAUCCAAGGAUUCAAAAUGGGGAAGCGUUUGAAAAACGAGAAUACGAGCCAAAGACAUGGCAAAUAUUAUCACAAAUCAGGAUGGUUAACCGGAAUGCUUCAUCUGCUUGAUUUUCACCAUUGGAGAACUAAGAACCGCCCAAUCUGUUGGAAGACUCCAAGAACACAUUCCUUGGUGCAUGAAACUGAUGAACAAGAACCGUUUCUUGAUUCUGAGAAAGGAGAUUCAAAUAUGCUUAGUGUUGUUGCAGAGAAGCCAACGAGAAAACUGAAGAAGACGAUGACAACAAAGCAAGUAACAGAGUACGUUGAUUUUCUUGAAAUCUUGAGAAAACAAGAUGUUUUUGUCAAGAUACUGAAAGAUCCGAAUUCGGAGUUCGGGAAGCAAGUCCAUAUCAAGUCUAAUCCAAGAGUUUUGCCCAAGUCAGGCUCGUUUCCUCUCUCACGCUCUUCACGUCCCGCUAAGAUUGAACACAAGCAGAGGGAGAAUUGGUAUUCCCCAAAACAGAACGGUGCCGUUUUGACUUUGAAUGUUCCAAGAGACACUUCUCAGGAACAACAAAAACCAAUCUUACCUUCUCAUGGCUCACCUGAUGAUCAUGGAUUUAAUCACGCGGUGUUAAGUGGAUUUAGAGAAAUCAAGAAGUUACUCAAGAACGCGCUUAAAGACCGAAAGCACAAGAAGAAGAACAAGUAUGCUUCUGUCUCAAUAGAUGAUUCUGUGGGUAGAUACUCUCAUCUCUUGGAGCAGAGUUUUAGAACAAAAGUUGGUGAAUUACGUUCCAAGAGCUUAAAACUUUCAUAUGAAGAGAAAAAGAGUGAUUCGAGAGAUGAUAAUAAACCACAAUUCUUCAAACGGAUUUCGUCAUUGUCCAGCCUUGAAGUUCUUAGUUCAUUUCUGACCGACCUGCCCCGAGACAGUUCUACUUCCAAUCUAGAAGCUAGGAAAUCUUUAGAUCAAGAUACUAACGUUGUGCCCAAGAAAUCGUUAUUACUAUCUGAAUCUCCGCCAAAAACAGAGAAGGAAGAAAAAGAUGAGGAGCAAGAUGAGAGAAACCAAGAAAAUCAUUUAGACAGCCCAAACAAAAGAGUCCUGCAACAAGAUCCAGAUUCUGUUCCUAGUACCGGUUCCUCCGACAAUACUGCACAAAAGACGGAGACUUUACCCUCACAAGGUUUAGAUCUAAGUUCUUUUAAGAUUUACAACCAUAAAGAAGAAGAAGAAGAUGAAGAUGCUUGCUUUUGUUUUGUAAAGAAGGUUCUGGAACUUUCAGGUUUCCUCGAAAACGAACACAACGUAGAAAAAUGUCACUCAGAGGAACAACCACUGAACCCAUCACUGCUCUACGAACUCGAUAUACAAGAAGAAGCAGUGAACAGAGAGCUUCUCUUUGAUUUGGUAAACGAAGCAAUCGCUGAGUCUCACAGCCAAUCACACAUCUAUUUCCCUAAAACAUUAGCGUUUGCAUUUCCAAAUGGGAAACGUUUUCUUGAAGAGGUGUGGGGAAGAGUUGAGUGGAGCCUCUCUGGGUUAGGAGCUGAGAAUAGAGAUCGUUCAUUGGACGAUAUUGUGGGAAGAGAUCUUACGAAGGGUGAUGGAUGGAUGAAUCUACGAGCUGAAUCUGAAUGGCUGACUCUUGAGCUUGAAGAUCUGAUUUUUGAUGACGUUUUAGAUGAAUUGCUUAGUGAAUGUUAGUCUUUUGGAAUGUCUCAGUCAGUUUUUUUUUUUAAUAUGUAUACAUGUAUAUAAGUGUUUGAUACAAAUUCAAGAUUUCUAA